Messenger RNA from Pongo pygmaeus (Bornean orangutan), 4357 nucleotides. It is a transcript of the gene UBE2G2, whose product is annotated as ubiquitin conjugating enzyme E2 G2. The transcript is spliced from 6 exons. Lineage: Eukaryota; Metazoa; Chordata; Mammalia; Primates; Hominidae. The record is from RefSeq and is a predicted model, not a curated record. Bases 1620 to 2033 code for a protein of 137 amino acids.
UCUGUUGAUAGACAUUUGAGUCCUUUUUAAUUUCUUUUUGUUUUUACAAAUAGUCCUGAAAUGAAUAGCCUGUGUAUACAUCUUUUAUCUUUGCCAGUGUUAUCUGUGGGAUGGAUUCCUAGAAGUGGAAUUGCUGGGUCAAAGGUUAAAUUUAUAUUUCACUUUGUGUGGUAGCUAUUUGUUAAGCCACUAUUUUAAGUGGCAAGGAAUGGCCUCUGAAAAUUUCCCUGAUACCAAGAUUCGUCUCUUUUUUUGAACUUGUUUCUUAUCAGUAAACAUGAAACUGUAUAUUAUUUUGUGUACGCGUGUAUAUGCUUUGGAAGCAAAAAACAAAAUGGAAAAAAUCAAGUGUCCAGAACCAUUCUCUCCAGCCUCUGAACUCAUUUGCUGCAAUUCUUUAUUGACCAGUAGAGGCCACUGUUGAAUAACAAAGCUGGCGGGAAGGCCAGCGCACACCCGGGCAGGUCUCUGUGCAGAGCCUGCAUCGCCAGGAGCAGGUCUGGAGCUGCAGUUUUUAGACCACCCUUUCCCCUCCCUAAGGGAGGGUGUCACACAGGGGAGUGCCAAAGGGGAACUCCAGAUGAAGAAUAAAGCCAGCUCUCUUUGGUACGAGCUCUUCUUCAUGGUCCCACGAAAGUGAUUUGUAAAACUUUUGUGUGUUCUGCUGCCAGGCCUCUACUUAGUUGCCCACUGACAUUGUGUUUCUCCCGCACCCCACCUGCUUAGCAGUUUACAGUCUAUCUGCCUUAAUCUGUUAUUUUUUUCUUAUAAUUAGGCGGUUUGGCUGGAGACACAAGAAUGGGACUAGAUUUGAGAUGACUGGGUGUAGGAAGCCUGGCAAAUUAGGUUCUGUGGUUACUUCUCCUGAUCUACUACUCCACAUGGAGAGACACAGAGGGAGACCAUCAGGGGGUGUCUGUGAAACCCAAGGUCUUAGUCGGCUUGGUACUCGACCUCAUUCACAUGCAGUUCCCACCCGCCCCUGAAAUGUUUAAUGCACUUGGCCCUUGGGGCCAGCACUUGCCUUUGGCCUGCCUUGCUGGCCCCUCCUUGCCACUCUGCCUCCUCUCACUGCUGGGUGUCAGUACACCCUUGUGACAGCACUUAGGUCUCUUCAGGACCUCUGUUCCCUGGAUCAGGGCUUCUCAGCAGGUGUUAGUGGCAUUUUGAGUGAAAUAAUUUUUCCUUGGGUAGGCUUUGUUCUACACAAGGUUGUGGGUUCAUUAAAUGAUUAAUUGAUAUAUUAGUCCUUUCUUAUACUGCUAUAAAGAUACUACCUGAGACUGGGUAAUUACAAAGGAAAGAGAUUUAGUUGACUCACAGUUCUGCAUAACUGGCGAGGCCUCAGGAAAUUUAUAAUCAUGGCAGAAGGGGAAACAGACCUCUUCUCAAGGUGGCAGGAGAGAGAAGAGCAGGAGAGAGAAGAGCAAGCCAAGGAAGAACUUGCCACACACUUAUAGAACCAUCAUAUCUCCUGAGAACUCACUAUCACGAGAACAGCAUGAGGGAAACUGCCGCCAUGAUCCAGUCACCUCCUACCAGGUUCCUCGCUCAACACUUUGGGGAUUACAAGUCAAGAAUUAACACUGAAUCCUCCGGAAGGAAUUGUAGCAGGCCCCAUGAAUGAAGAGAAUUUUUUUGAAUGGGAGGCAUUGAUCAUGGGCCCAGAAGACACCUGCUUUGAGUUUGGUGUUUUUCCUGCCAUCCUGAGUUUCCCACUUGAUUACCCGUUAAGUCCCCCAAAGAUGAGAUUUACCUGUGAGAUGUUUCAUCCCAACAUCUACCCUGAUGGGAGAGUCUGCAUUUCCAUCCUCCAUGCGCCAGGCGACGACCCCAUGGGCUACGAGAGCAGCGCGGAGCGGUGGAGUCCUGUACAGAGCGUGGAGAAGAUCCUGCUGUCGGUGGUGAGCAUGCUGGCAGAGCCCAAUGACGAAAGUGGAGCUAACGUGGAUGCGUCCAAAAUGUGGCGCGAUGACCGGGAGCAGUUCUAUAAGAUUGCCAAGCAGAUCGUCCAGAAGUCUCUGGGACUGUGAGACCUGGCCUUGCACAGGCGUACACACACCGCCAAGCAGCUCAGCAUUCUCCCCUGGAGCGCUUAGUGACAGUGAUACUCUGUGCUGGCACCAAACAAGGCAGACUUGCAAGAACCACAGCAUCUUUUUUUUUUUUUUUAAACCUUUCCCACUUCAAACAGGCUUCUCUUCUGAAAUGAUGACUUAAUGUCGAAUAUUGACAGCUUACUGCAGUUUUACAGUAUUCCUCACAAAGGGCUUCAGGUAGAUUAUCAGAGCUGUCAGCACUACCUCUCCCCGCUGAAACCAGCAGUUCAUGGCUUCCUGUGGAUUCCCUCCCUCCCUGGAGUGUUGAGGGGGUUGUACCUGCCAGACUUCCAGGGGACGAUGGAAUACCCAGAACGCUCCUUCUGAAGAAAUGGGGCCCUGUAGCUGCAGCACAGGGGAAGGGCCCGGCACCCUUUCUGGGUCCCUCCUGGUUCCCUGUGGGCCCCAUGAGGAGUCCAUUACUUCCUUUCUUCUUUCAUAUUUUACAGGCAGAUGCUUUUCUUAUAAUCUAAUUACAUCUUUUUCAUUUGUUACAUAUUACAAACCAUUACACUUAGAAAUACUUCCAGGAAAUGCUUUUUUAAAGUGUGAAUUAAUAAGAAAUGGGGUAAAUAGAAAAGAAAUUUAUGGCUGAUUGGCCAGGCGCGGUGGUUCAUGCCUGUAAUCCCAGCACUUUGGGAGGCCAAGGCAGGUAGAUCACAAGGUCAGGAAAUUGAGACCAUCCUGGCUAAUACAGUGAGACCCCAUGUCUACUAAAAUUACAAAAAAUUAGCUGGGCGUGGUGGUGCACGCCUGUAGUCUCAGCUACUCAGGAGGCUGAGGCAGGAGAAUCGCUUGAACCCGGGAGGCAGAGGUAGCAGUGAGCUGAGGUCCCGCCACUGCACUCCAGCCUGGGCAACAGAGCGAGACUGAGUCUCAAAAAGAAAAAAGAAAUUUAUUGCUGAUCACAAGGACAGACAGUUUUUUUCCUGACCAUACUCGUCAAAGAUUUACAUUUGUAUAUUAGUAACUAGUGCAUUACUAGAGCAGGUGCAGGUGAGGUCUUUAAAGUUUCAAUGAAAGUUUCUUCUGGAUCUACAGAAAAAAUUUUUUUUUUUUUCAAUCUAAAAACUGGAAAUUCUAGGGUUUUUGUACAUUCUGGAUGCACUGGGAAUUUAUUAGUACAAAAUCAUUCUUUGCAACUCAAAAGUCAGAAGGGACUCUACCAUAUCUUAGCUCAGAGCACAGAGGAGUGCCUUAUCCCCACACUUGACUGGGCUGUGGAGGUGGGCAUGUGGGCCCCUGGGCCCAGGCUGGGGACAGAGCCCUUGUUUUGUGACUUAGGAUUUUGAUGUGGUUCCCAUGUUCUGUAACAGGGCCAGCUGAGCAGCACAGGCCAGGAGGCCACAGUGUAAGCAAUAACAGAUCUGCCACAUGCAGAAGCAAAUAUCAGGCCUGUUGCACACAGGCGGCAUUUAAAUAGGAAUUUAUAUUUUUGAAAUAAGGGAUGGUCUAUGAGGCAUACAGUAGAUUUGAUGUGAUCCUUUUCUCCCUCCCUUCCAUAAUGGAUUGUGGUCUGUGUGACUGAACCCACACAGAGUGUCAUGGGUGACAGUUUCUGGUUGAAGUAGCUCCAUGUUGGGCUUCUGUGGACAGCACAUUCUUUUCCUUCUCACAAGGGGCUCAUUUAAAAUUUGGAGGCUGGGUACUGUGGCUCACGCCUGCAAUCCCAGCACUUUGGGAGACUGAGGCGGGCGGAUCAUGAGGUCAGGAGAUCGAGACCAUCCUGGCUAACAGGGAAACCCUGUCUCCACUAAAAAUACAAAAAUUAGCUGGGCGUGGUGGCGGGCGCCUGUAGUCCCAGCUACUCCGGAGACUGAGGCAGGAGAAUGGCGUGAACCUGGGAGGCGGAGCUUGCAGUGAGCUGAGAUUGCGCCACUGCACUCCAGCCUGGGCGACAGAGUGAGACUCCGUCUCAAAAAAAAAAAUAGAACGCAGGGCAAGAACUCGUAUUUGGAAGGAGAUGGGGGAAAGGAGCGGUAUUGUACCUAAGUAGUAUUUGCAGGCAAAUGAGGUGGAGCCCUCUUUGUAAAGAAGAGUCAUUUGUGCAAGUAGAUGGGGUCUGUGGGUGCAGGCCCUGGAGGGGCACACAAUUGCCUGGAGGCUUCUGUGAGAUCGGGAGAGGGAGGAGAGGCAGUCUCUUGACAAAGUAUUUUUAUUCAUUUGUAUUUAUUAAAUGAAAAAACAAUCCCAUGGUGUCCCUGUUGUGUGGUGGAACCUAAUCACUCUGUUGAAAUAAAGUUCUGUGUUUUCCCUGC